Molecule: messenger RNA, 1265 nt
Organism: Prorocentrum cordatum
Lineage: Eukaryota; Dinophyceae; Prorocentrales; Prorocentraceae
Source: the annotation of a GenBank genome assembly
CGCCUGGCGGCGGCGGCGGCGGUGAGCCGCUCGUGGCGGAGGGCGCAGCGGCAGCGGACGAGGCCGAAACACCGGAGCAGGACGUGGUGGCGGACGCGGCCGCCAGCAGCAGCUACUGGCCCGUGGAACCCAGGACUCUUGGCACUGCGCGUGCCAGCGGUGGCGACUGGCCUGCCGCGCAGAACGUGGCCGCGGCCGCGGCCGCCAGCGGUGGCGACUGGCCUGCCGCGCAGAACGUGGCCGCGGCCGCGGCCGCCAGCGCGGUGGCAACUGGACUGUCGUGCAAAGCGCAGGAGAAGCCGCACCUGUCAGCAGCAGCAGCAGCAGCAGCGACUGGCCCAUGGACCAGGAGGGGGCAGCCGUCGCAGUUGGUCGGCCCGCCGCGCUGGGCACCGCCCCCGUCGGUGGCGGCGGGUGGCCUGUGGCGCAAGUCGCCGCGGAGGCUGCUGUCGAGGCCGAGCGACCACAGGGUGCGGCGGCGGGCGGCGCGGCCGCUGGCCUGCCGCCAGGGGGCCGCCCGGGCUCGGAGUGGCCAGUCGCCGCAGCAGGCGAGCAGCCACUGCUGAGCCCCACGGGCUCCUGGCCGCACGCUGCCGCCACGGGCGCCGGGCUCGGCAUGCCGCCAGAGCGGCUGGCCGCGGAGCAGUCCGCGGGGGGCCUCCGGGGCCUGAUAGACCAGCUCACCAGCCAGCUGGACGAGGAGCUGCGCAGGCGCGAGGCGGAGGAGGCGGAGCUCGAGGCCCGGGCUGCGGAGAAGCAGAGGCUGCUGGACGAGCUGGCCGCGGUGCAGCGCAGGCGGCAGGCGGUGCUGGCCGAGACGGAGGAGGACCUGGCCGCCGCGCGGGACACGGAGCGGCAGCACGCGGAGCUGGCCGGGGCGCUCCAGGAGCUGCGGGUGGACUGCGAGGCGAAGGAGGCGGAGCUCGAGAAGCUGCGCGAGGCCGCGCGCUUGCGCGACGGCGGCGGCCGCGACUGGGCGCGGGACGGCCCCGAGAAGGACGCGCUGGUGGAGACGAAGCUGCGGAUCGCAGAGGCGCACGAGCAGCUGGCGCAGAUGCGGCAGCAGCUGUGGCUCAACCGGGAGGGGCUCAAGCGGCAGCUCGCCGAGCUCCAGGCCGAGGGCGCGGCGCUGCGAGCGCCGGCUCGCGGCCGUCGGCGGUGAUUCGGCGCUGAGCGCCUCUGGGCGCUGACUCGUCGCCUUGUCUCUUCCUCAUCCACUUCAUCCUCGGAGGACGAAAAGGCACCGAUACCGAUACCGCGACGAA